AUGACGUUGGAACUGAGCAACUUCCUAGGCUGGAGAGUUGAGAGAGAGAGAGAGAGAGAGAGAGAGAGAGAGAGAGAGAGAGAGAGAGAGAGGAGAGAGAGAGAGAGAGAGAGAGAGAGAGAGAGAGAGAGAGAGAGAGUACAGAUCACAAACAUAUUGGAGCCCAAGUCAACAACUGUUUUACCAUUUGAAGGAGGACAUCAGGGCACAGUUGAGAGAGUUGUAUUUGAAGUAACAUCAGCUGAAAAGGUUCAAGAUGGUAAAUCAACUUUUGUGCUGUACACAAUUCUGAUAACCAGAAAUUCAGGGAUAAAUUCGGGGAAUUCGGUGCCUUCAGUGAUCCUGAAACGGUACUCCGAUUUUGACAAGCUGAAUAAACAGUUAAAGAAACAAUUCCAUUCUUUGCUUGAAGAUGUGGUAUUCCCUAAAAAGAAGAUAGCAGGUAAUUUUACAAGCGAAACUAUUGCCAGGCGAAGCCGUGGCUUUGAGCAGUAUCUUGCCCAUGUGUUUUCUCUACCAGAAGUGCGAGAAUCCGCUGAACUAGCAAAUUUCUUUUACAGGGAAGAUUUGCAUUGCGGAUUCUCACUUAUGGAGAAGGGGCAGAUAUCUGAGGCUAUCCCACUAUUUGAACAUGUCCUUCCUGUUCAGGAAAAACUGCUAGGGGAUGACCACCCGAGUGUCAUUCGAACUCUGUGCACCUUAGUUCACUCUUAUAGCACGGUAGGCAAUGGCAGGAUGGCCCAAAAAUAUGCUGAAACGGCUCUAAACUGCCUAAAUCAAGAUGUCAACAACAAAUAUCUUGCCUCAUUACUGAAGACUUCAAUUCGUCUGUGCUGGGAAAUAGGCAAGGAUAAGCAGGACUUGGAGGCUCGUCUGAAUGAUCUAAGGCAGCUGGGCCUGGCAGACAAGAUAGUGCCUCUAGAGGAUCUCAUUUACCAGGAAUUAUCCGUCUGAUACAUAUCAGCCUUAUUCAUCUGGUUUUUAUUGUUAUGUAGGUUAGCAUUUGUAAAAUGUUUAAGCAUAAAGACGUGUACAUGACUUUCCUAUUGGCCAUUGGAGAUUUGCUUUGAUCUUUUGGUGAUGAAUUUUUGGUCAUAUUUUUACUCUAAGUUUCUCUUCAUUCCUUGUAAAAUUGUUCAUAUCUUGAUGAGAUGGGCUAUCAACUUUCCCACACCAGUCGUGCUGGUUGCAGUCUUAGCUUCUCAUCUGCCUCCCUCUACUUACCAUAUGUAAACAUACAUGUACACUAUGGUUAACAGUAAGAAAACACUUUACCAAUC
This is a messenger RNA of Liolophura sinensis, 1280 nucleotides long. Its product is annotated as sorting nexin-21-like. The record is from RefSeq and is a predicted model, not a curated record. The coding region runs from base 1 to 954 and encodes 317 amino acids. Lineage: Eukaryota; Metazoa; Mollusca; Polyplacophora; Chitonida; Chitonidae. Gene Ontology annotation, cellular component: early endosome membrane. The transcript has 4 exons. Gene Ontology annotation, molecular function: phosphatidylinositol phosphate binding; protein binding. Gene Ontology annotation, biological process: protein transport.